Melitaea cinxia (Glanville fritillary) is the source of this 2938-nucleotide messenger RNA. It is a transcript of the gene Aasdh, whose product is annotated as beta-alanine-activating enzyme. Bases 1 to 2904 code for a protein of 967 amino acids. Gene Ontology annotation, biological process: amino acid activation for nonribosomal peptide biosynthetic process. Lineage: Eukaryota; Metazoa; Arthropoda; Insecta; Lepidoptera; Nymphalidae. Gene Ontology annotation, molecular function: protein binding. The transcript has 6 exons. The record is from RefSeq and is a predicted model, not a curated record.
AUGAGAUUUAAACGCGGAUAUUACGAUGUUUUCGUACGAACAUGUGCUAAGUAUCCAUCGAGAAUUGCCAUUAGACAUUAUGAAAAUGGAUUGUAUAAAAACUAUUCGUAUUCAGAAUUGUAUGGAGUUUGUGAAUAUUUAUCCCAAAAUUUACAACAAUUGCCAUGUAAGAAAGGAAUCAUUGGGAUAAUUUCAGAAAGAAACGUAAUCAUUCCAUGUGUUAUCGCUGCAGCUCAUAAAUGUAGUACUACUUUUAUGUUUCUGAAUCCUGCAGAAGAUGUAGAAAAAAUUGUACAGAGAGUGAAAUUUUCUAUCUUAAUGCAGAUAAAAAAUGUAGAAAGUGGCAAUUCAGAAUUGAUCAAUAGAAAAUCAGAUAAAACAGUAAACGUUUUUAAUUUGACUGUAAAUAUUUAUGACUUAGAAUCGAGUGGAAGACAGUCUAAUUACAAAUAUGCACCUGAACAUUCUUUCAUAGCAACAACGUCUGGCAGUACUGGUGAACCUAAACAUAUUCAGGUGCCAUUACAAUGCAUGCAACCCAAUAUAGAUGAUCUUACGAAAAUAUUUGACAUCACACCAGAUGAUGUAAUCUACUUUUCUACACCAUUGACAUUUGACCCUUCUAUGAUAGAAAUUCUAUUAGCCUGCAUGAAUGGUGCAUCCCUCCUUAUUGCACCAGAAAAACCUGAUGUAUUAUUUCCAGAAAAAAAUGAAAACUCUGUCACGUUCUGGCAAACAACACCUUCAAGGUUCUUUCAACAUUCAAAUGCAAAUAUCAAAAAUAGUAUUUUAGGUGCCAACUCCACACUAAAAAUAUUGGCACUAGGAGGGGAACCCCUGAACGGUAUAAAAAGAUUGAAAGAAUUAAAGGAUGUUAAAAAUAAAACUAAAAUAUUCACACUUUAUGGAGUAACUGAAAUGUCAUGUUGGGCGUGUGUUGCUGAACUGGACUUAAAUAAAAUAGUUUGCGAUCAGGAAGUACCCCUCGGCAAUUGUCUCUCAGAAACUGAAAUUAUUUUAGAACCUACUCACAAAAAUAAAAAUACUAAUAAAAUUAUUGUUGCAAGUAAAACAAGAAAAUGUAGCAUAUUAAAUAAAGCUACUAGUACAGAAGAACCAAAUUCUUUCAAAUGUAUUGAUACAGGUGAUAUAGGUGAAGUUAAAAAUGGAACAAUUUACUACAGAGGCCGCAAGGAUGAUAUAAUAAAAAGAUUUGGCCACAAAGUGAACUUACAAGCAAUUGAGUCUACAAUAAUGCUAUGCCCAAGAGUUACCACAUGCUCAUCCAUUUGGCUACCAAAGCCGAUGCUUCUAGUUGUCUACUUUUCUUCUGAAACUCUAAGUAGUCAGGAACUAUCUGAUUUUUUGAAGUGCAAACUAGAUGAUAAGCAUUGGCCUGAUAAAAUUAUAAGAGUAGACAACUUACCAAUGAAUUCUCACGGCAAGAUAUCAAAACAAAUUCUAUCUGAAAUGUUUCAAAAGUUACAAAAACCUCAGACAUUAGAAUCAUUUAGAAUGAUUUUAAUGAAGGAACUGAAAGUGACUUUGAACAGAUGUUUUACAUAUGAAGAUAUAAAGGAUAGAGACUUCUUUUCUAUUGGUGGUACCUCAUUUCUUGCAGUUUCAAUUUGUAACAAACUAUCUCUCAUCUGUCCAAAAUUCGGCAAGGUUAUCUUACCUUAUUUAAUUAGUCAGAAAAAUACAAUAGAUGACAUUAUACGUAUUGCUGUUAAAGAGCUAGGUAUUGAAAAGAAAAGGACUCGAGAAAGGCUUAAGAGGUCCAGAUCAAAUACAGAAAGUUUUGCAUCAACUGGGCAGUCUAUUAAAAAGAUAGCUGAAAAUGUAAAACCUCAAAAUUUUAUAGAAUUUGUAGUUGUUUGGACUUACGAUACUGGAAAAUGUGUUGAUGCACCUCCAACUUUAUUUAAAAAUGGUUUCAAACAAUUCGUGACCGUGGGCAGUCACUCAGGGAAAAUCGUUGUUGUUGAUGCAAUCACUGGUAUAACGCAAGGUGUGGUCAAAGUGAAAUCGCGGGUCGAAGCAUCUGUUUUUUGUUACAACGACACUCCAUUGACAACACCAUGUGGAAUGGUUGGGACUUACGAUGGUACAAUAGUAUGCUUCAAGUUAGAAUCAUGUGAAGAGCUUUGGCGCAUAAACAUCGGUUCUAUGAUUAAAAGUAAAGGAACUUGUUGCAAAGGAUGCCUUUAUAUUGCAGCAUACGAUGGAAACAUACGUUGUAUUGACGUUCUGACAGGAAUAAUAAAACAUACAAUUCAAAUCUCUGGUCAGGCCAUUUCAGCUGAUUUAGCUCUCGCUAAAAAUGAGUAUAUUUUAUUGGGUACACUGACAGGGGUUUGCGCAAGUAUACAUAUUGAGACAAAAACUGUUGUUUGGAGAGCCUCUCUAGGGAGCCCAGUGUUUGCUAAUCCUGUACUCUACGAUAACGAUAAAUAUGUCGUUUUCGCGGAGGUGAAUGGAGAAAUACAUUGCAGAACAGUUGAAAAAGGCAUCAAGAUUUGGAAAUACCAAGGAGCAAAAGGGAAUAUAUUUUCAUCAAUUUACAUAAAAGAAGUUGAUAAAUUUAAAUGGCAAAUGGUAUUUGGAUGUUAUGACAGUAAGGUGUACAGUAUCAUUGUGAAGAAUUUUCAACCAAAUUUACAAUGGAAAACUCAAUUAACAUCUUCAGUUUAUUCUACUCCUUGUAGUUUAAGUGACCAACUGAUACUGGCAGUCUCUAACAAUGGCGUAUUAUGCAUUCUUAACUCAGAAACAGGUGUCCUCGUCUCCGAGUACUCCUUACCAAAUGAAUCAUUUUCAACUCCAGCUAUCUACGGUGAUUAUAUUUUUAUUGGUUGCAGAAAUGACCACUUGUACUCAAUAAAAUAUUCACUUAACUUAUAAUUUGCCUUAAUCUUAAUUAAAAAAUUUAAGCCAA